CAAAGCUGACAAAGUCCGUGUUAUGGUCUGAAUAAUAAUUUAAAAAAAAAAUCGCGACGAUCAUAUUUGAACGUUUUUUAUGUGCUCACUUGGCAGUAAGCGCCAGUUCAACAGUCGUCUGCGUCUGCCUUCUGAAAUAAAGUUAAGAAUUGCGAAUGAAAUAUGGCUGUUAAAUACAGAUAUUGCCUUAUCCUUCUUUUAUUAGUGAUAAAUAUUCAUUCUGAAGUAACGCUUACUUCCGGUUUAUCAGCAGCUGAUUUGACAAAAACACAUUCAAAUGUAUCGUGUGAAAUGAAGAUGAAAGAAAAAGGGGCACUUCUUUUUGACGGAAAGAGUCUAAACGAAUCACUUGCGCUCUUUAUGCAAGUCUUUUACAACUGGAAUGACUUGUUGACUACCGGUGCUAUUGGUAGUCUUUUGGAAUGGUCCAUUGCCACCCUUUACACAGAUAUUACAAACACUACUUCAACGGGCGACACAGAGUACUUUCGUUCCGCACUGCGGCCAAUCAUUCGACGUGCCCACUUGUCUUUUCGCAAAGCUUACGCCAAUAUGAAGGAAAUUCAAAAAAACAAGGUUCAAAUUCAAAAUCACGCCAUGAACGCUACCAACUACCUUACGUCCACCAGUUCUCGUCAAGAAGAAAUUACUGGCAAUCUACUAAUGGAAACGUUGCUACCACUGAUCGAGUUGGCGGAGCGAAGCAAAGAAAUGUCUAAUGAAGUAGCCCAGAGUUACCAAAUGGUCAUUGAAUCGAUAACUGAAAUCAUACGAGAAUGUAAUGCCAGGCUAAAAGAGAAGUUCGUCGAGGUUCGACCAUUGAACAAAACAGUCAUUGCUGCCAAACAGUCAAGGGAGGAUGAGAUUGUUUGGCACCAAGAAAAAAAUUGGCUACUGGACAAGAUGUGGAGGAAUUUCGAAAACAAGCAGCCGAAUAUCUACAUGGAAACUUGGCUUGACAACCGCUGCUUUAACACCAAUAACAUCAGUCGACAAAACCCCACAAAAUCGAUUAAGAGGCAACGCAAAAAUUUGUCCGAAGAUGAGCGUCGUUCAGAAUUUUUCUUUCGGGCUGGAAAUUGGAGGUAUUUGUUUCAAGAGAUUGCCUAUAAUGAGGAUGAUUGUCUAGAAGGAAACCACUUGCCGCUGUUUGAUUUGCUUUCAACUGGGCAUCAACUUACGAAAAAGUGUCAGACUAACGGCGAUGAUGAAGUAGAAGAGUUGAUGAAGAAGCUCAAUCAAACGCUGGGCAUCCUGAAUCAAAGCGACUGCGAUUUAAUAAAAAAGGUCGCCACCACUUUUAAGGAAUUGGCGACUAAAAUAAAACCCCCCAGUACAACGAACUUGAAACAUCCGAAAACAGAGCAGCUCAAUUGCCCCGGUUCAAAAGAAAUGGAUGAUCUGGCUUCUUUGAUUGCCCAUCGACACAUCAAACUGAUUCAAAAAAAUAAUCAAGAAAACAACUUAUUAUUUAAAGAUCUAAAUCAUAACCCAAAUAUGAGCACUAUUAUGCAUCAACAUCAACGCGACCGGAAAUUGGAACUAGUCAAAAUAGCGUCAAGUAUUCUUGAGCUUAAUGAACAGACAACGAAAAUAUGGUGGCAACGAACGGAGCCAUUCUUAAAGAAAAUAUUCGAAGUCAUGGAAAAAGCCAAUGCUUUUAAUGAGGGGACGACUUUCAACGAAAUCCUGAUGGAAAGCUUGCACCAAUUCACCCAACACAAAAAGAGUUGGGACAAACUGACAAAUUUUAUUUCCAAGUUAGCAUACGAGAGUAAAAUAACUGUUAUGGGGAGCUUUUCGCUAAUGGAAAUCACUCGAAUCAAUGGCAAUAGUCACCGGAAUACGGAAACAUCACUUAAUCAUACCGACAUGAAACAUGCUAUUAUAAGAGACCUGCUCAACCGCAUUGAAAAAGUCAAGCAAGGAUCACUUUCUAUCGAAAAUAUAGCAUCAAAAUUUGUUAGCGUCACUGAACGAUAUAUUACUGACAUGUUAAGCGUUGAAGAUCGAAAUAACAGUGUCAAGACUGAGUCAGUAUUUUCCAUCAGUGCAAUUUCACAGCAGAAACUCGCCAUUCGAAAAUGUUACCUGAGACAAUCCAGCCGCAAUCGUACACUAUCCAUUUGCCGUAAUCCUGAAAAAGGUCUAAAAGCAUUUGGAAUCAUUCUGAUAAUGAAAGAGGAUGACGAAUCAUUAAUUAAACGCCAACUCCUACAAACCCGCAAAGAUAUUUUGAAAGAAUAUCAAUGGAUUAUGGCGGAUUGCCAAUCUCCGGUAGCCUAGACUACAGGCUAUAUGACACAUGAGAGUGCCGACGUUCAUCGGUUUGAAUUCAAACAAGUCUUAAACUCUAAAAAUUAAAAUACACAGAUACGGAUACAGUAAACGACGAAGUUUUCAUUAAAAUAAUGUUACUAUCAUUUAUCAACACAACACACUACUUUCUUUGUAUUCUAAUAUUCAUCAGAUCUAAGCAAAAUGCAUAUCAUAAAAGCGUGUGUGAUAGUGUUGCCAAAUUAAAACGCAAAUAAAAAAAAAGUCUUAUCGA
Daphnia pulicaria is the source of this 2551-nucleotide messenger RNA. RefSeq lists its product as uncharacterized. The record is from RefSeq and is a predicted model, not a curated record. Bases 163 to 2286 code for a protein of 707 amino acids. The transcript has 2 exons. Lineage: Eukaryota; Metazoa; Arthropoda; Branchiopoda; Diplostraca; Daphniidae.